Molecule: messenger RNA, 1512 nt
Organism: Bipolaris victoriae FI3
Lineage: Eukaryota; Fungi; Ascomycota; Dothideomycetes; Pleosporales; Pleosporaceae
Exons: 5
Coding region: 1-1512 (503 amino acids)
Molecular function (GO): monooxygenase activity; iron ion binding; heme binding
Source: RefSeq, a predicted model, not a curated record
AUGAACAUUCAACUGCCCAGUAAUUGGGCCCAUACGGCGCAGACAUUUGCAGUUGCUUCCAUAAUUGUUGCAUUUGUUUCGCUGAUCCCAAAGAUUGAGCACCGAUUGAGGCUUUCGAAGAUACCGAAGUUGAUUGCUCUCACCGAUGGCUUACCAGAACAUACCUUCUUUGCACAAUAUGCUACGAAGUUAUACCGUCAGGGCUACGAAAAGUUCAAAGACUCAAUAUAUCGCGUUUCAAUAACUGGCGAACUUGAGUGCAUAUUAUUGCCUACUAAGUUUCUACCAGAGCUUAGGAAAAAGCCUGACGAUGUUCUGGAUAUUAUGAGCGGCGCACGUAAACUUUUCGAGGUCAAAUAUACAAAACACGAGGCUCUUGACCUUAACAUGAUUCACUGCAUAAAAGCUAACCUCACACCCGCACUAGGACGCUUGAAUCACGACAUUACUGAGGAAAUUGACAUUGCCUUUGAGAAAGAGUUACCGCCUUGCAAAGACUGGACCGAUGUAAAUGUUCACGACAAGAUAGCCAAUAUUGUAGCUCAGGUAUCUGGGCGUAUGUUUGUAGGACCGGAAGUAUGUCGAAAGCCAGAGUACAUUGAUCACGCGGUCAACUUCACCACCGACUUCAAUGAUGCGGUUUUUGCAGUCAAGUGCUGUAACCCCUGGCUUCGACCCUUUAUGACAUCGCGUCUUCCCGCAAUGCAACGCUUCAACGACAGAAUUCGACGCGCAAUAGAGUUCUUUACGCCUAUUAUCCUCUCAAGAAUGAAGCCCGAGAACAAGUCCGACGAUAUGAUGCAGUGGAUGUUGGACUAUACUCUGAGCACUGGCAAAAGCAACACCAUGUACGAACAUGUAAAGCGUCAGUUGGAUGUCACUUUUGCGGCUAUUCAUACAACCACUACGACGGUAGUAAACUGCUUGUAUACUCUCACCAGCAUGCCCGAAUACAUCGCGCCACUCCAGGAGGAGAUUCGCUCGGUGCGAGCCGCACAUGGUGGAGAAUUGAAUGCCCAAGCUCUGCAACAACUCGUCAAGCUCGACUCUGUUUUAAAGGAAAUCGGUCGCAUGUACCCUGUGACCGUUACGGCUUUCCAACACAUGGUCAUGAAACCCUUCACCCUAUCCAACGGCCAGCAAAUUCCCGCAGGCACCAUGAUCGAAAUCCCCCUGGAAGCGCUCAAUUACGACUCAAACGUGCAUACCAACGCCGACAAAUUUCAUGGUUUCAGAUACUACAGGGAGCGUCAAUCUGCCAAGGGAACCGAGGUAGCGCAGUCGCAAUUUGUGUCUGCCAACGAUCGGGACUUGUACUUUGGAUACGGCAGACAUGCUUGCCCGGGACGCUUUUUCGCCGCAAACGAGAUCAAGAUUAUCAUGGCACGGCUGCUCUUGGAUUAUGAGUUCAAGAUGCCUGGCGAUCAGACAAAGCGGUACGAACAGGUCAGCUAUGCCAAGUUCCUCACGCCGGAUACAUCGAAGACGUUGCUCAUGAAGCGUACAUCCUAG